Messenger RNA from Raphanus sativus (radish), 576 nucleotides. RefSeq lists its product as uncharacterized. The transcript is spliced from 2 exons. The record is from RefSeq and is a predicted model, not a curated record. Lineage: Eukaryota; Viridiplantae; Streptophyta; Magnoliopsida; Brassicales; Brassicaceae. Bases 1 to 576 code for a protein of 191 amino acids.
AUGGGCAUUCCAGUAAACUCCACGGUUCACAAGGUUAUGACUAACACGAGAAGGCGACGGCAUCGACUUGAUAUUUUUAAUGAGCUUGAAACACUUAUUGCGAUGCAAAGGGAGAAGAUGACGCUGAUGCAGGAUCAAUUCCUUUGGAAACAUGGCAGUGAUAAGUUCAAACCUGUUUUUGUCACGAAGUUGACCUGGGAAUUAACUCGGAAACAUGAGCAACCAGUCGCAUGGUGGAAAGCGAUAUGGUUCCAACACUGUACUCCGAAGUAUGCAGUACACAAUAGGCUGUCAACAGGAAACAGAAUGCUUGCUUGGAACGCUAACGCAAAUUUCACUACAAGAUGGUCGGAAUUAAUGGACCUGAGUAUGGACACCAGUCGAGGUCUACUUGAGACUUUCCUUACAAGGUACACCAUCCAAGCCACAAUAUAUUCACUGUGGAAAGAAAGGAAUGACAGGAGACAUGGGGCUACACCUACUACAGCAGCAACACUUGCGAGAAUGGUGGAUCGACAAGUUCGAGAUCGGUGCUUAGCGUUUCACCAACAGGGAAACUUCAAACUGGCAGCAUGA